Molecule: messenger RNA, 686 nt
Organism: Daphnia pulicaria
Lineage: Eukaryota; Metazoa; Arthropoda; Branchiopoda; Diplostraca; Daphniidae
Product: peptidyl-tRNA hydrolase 2, mitochondrial-like
Exons: 3
Coding region: 93-602 (169 amino acids)
Cellular component (GO): mitochondrion; cytosol
Molecular function (GO): peptidyl-tRNA hydrolase activity
Source: RefSeq, a predicted model, not a curated record
UCAAUUCUUUCAAAAUAAUUCACUGUCAGUGUGUGUGUCUGUGUGUGUCAGUGGAAAAAAAAAAAAAAUAGUGUUUUAUUCUGGAUAUCAGGAUGGCUGCAUUCACAGACUUUAUUAGUCCGUCAUUUGUGGUUGGAUUAUCUUGUGGAAUCAUAUCAUCAGCAUUGCUUUACAAAUUAAUGAACAGCACAAGCCCAGGAUAUGUAGACGAGGAAUUAUCAUAUGGAGAUGCAGUCAACAACAGUGGAAAAACAUACAAAUUAGUCCUUGUUGUUCGAAAUGAUCUAAAAAUGGGGAAAGGAAAAAUUGCUGCCCAGUGUUCACAUGCUGCAGUUGCAGCUUACAAGCAAAUGAAACAAAAAGAUCAAGAAAUUUUGAAACACUGGGAAAACCUUGGCCAACCUAAAGUUGUGGUUAAAGUUGAUUCAGAGGAGGAGCUGCUGUCAAUUGCAGCAAAUUCAAGAAGUAAGGGUCUCCAAACGACUGUUAUAAGAGAUGCUGGAAGAACUCAAAUUGCACCAGGGUCAAAGACUGUUUUAGGUGUUGGACCAGCUUCCUCAGAAAUGGUUGAUCAAGUAACAAAUCAUCUAAAACUUCUUUAAAGUUGUUUUAUGGGUUCUGUAUACUGGGAUCUAUAAUGUGCUUUCUUUCAAAGAUUGCUUCUGGAAUAAACCAUUCAUAAUAUA